This is a messenger RNA of Thermothelomyces thermophilus ATCC 42464, 1575 nucleotides long. RefSeq lists its product as uncharacterized. The transcript is spliced from 3 exons. NCBI's taxonomy places the organism in Eukaryota, Fungi, Ascomycota, Sordariomycetes, Sordariales, Chaetomiaceae. Bases 1 to 1575 code for a protein of 524 amino acids. Gene Ontology annotation, molecular function: iron ion binding; oxidoreductase activity, acting on paired donors, with incorporation or reduction of molecular oxygen; heme binding. The record is from RefSeq and is a predicted model, not a curated record.
AUGGGCGUGAUCAACCACAAUGCGGACGCUCCGCGUCCCGAGACCCUCGUAACUGCCACCCUCGCCUUCCUCGAGAAACACUGGCCCGUCCUCCUCGUCGGCGGCCUGGUGAUCCGCGCCCUGUACAAGCGCUACGCCUCACCGCUGCGUAAGUAUCCGGGCCCCUUCCUGGCCUCCUUCAGCCGACUGUGGAAGGUGUUGUCGACGGCGUCCGGGCACACACACCUGGACCACAUCGCGCUGCACCGGCGGUACGGCCCGGUGGUGCGGAUCGCGCCGGGCGAGGUGUCGGUCUCGUCCCCGGAGGCGGCGCGGACUCUGCUGAGCGCCGGUCGCCGCUUCUUCAAGACGCCCUUCUACGGCGUCUUCCCGCCGCCCGAGAACCCGGACAUCUUCACCGAGACGCGCGAGGACGUGCACGCCACCAAGAAGCGCGUCGCCAAUGUGCCCUACAGCAUGGCCGCCAUGCAGCAGCUGAGCCCCUUCAUCGACGACACCGUCGAGCUGCUGGUGCGCAAGAUUGACGAGUUCAUCGACAAGAACCCCCGCGGCGUCUUCAACCUCGGUGACUACCUCCACUACUUCGCCUUCGACGUGCUCGGCGAGGUCGCCUUCAGUAGGAGCUUCGGCUUCCUCGAGCAAGGGAAGGACGUGGAUGGGGCCAUCAAGACCAUCGACAACUCGCAGUGGUACAAUGGGGUCGUCGGCCAGGUGCCCGAGCUGGACCACUUCCUGCGGCGGAACCCGCUGUGGCAGUUCGUGCCCUGGCUGAGCACCAAGAAUGCCCUCAUCACCCGAAUGGCCCUUGAGGAGAUGGCGAGGCGCCAGCCGUUCGACAAAGACAACGGAGGCCUUUUGAGAACCGGCGAUGGCCGCCAGGACCUGAUGGCCAGUCUCAUCCAGGGGCACCUCAAGGAUCCCGAGAAGUUUGGUGAAGGAGAUGUCUUUGCCGUCGCCCACGGUGCGAUCUUCGCCGGCUCCGACUCGACGGCCUCCACCAUGCAGUCUUUUUUCUGGCACAUCCUCGAUGCCAAACCGGUGUAUCAGGGUAUCGUACGCGAGCUCGAGGAGGCCGUCAAGGAGGGAGUCAUCCCCGCCGAGGGCAACCUCACCUGGAACCAGGCGCAGAAGCUGCCCUACCUGCAGGCCUGUCUUAAGGAGGCCAUGCGCGUCCGUCCGGCUGUCGGGCUCAACAUCACUCGGCUCGUGCCGCCCGAGGGCGCCGAGCUGGACGGCCACUUCUUCCCGGGCGGUACGACCGUUGCCUGCAACGGCUGGGUGUUGCACCGGGAUAAGGAGAUCUUCGGGCAGGAUGCGGACGACUUCCGGCCCGAGCGGUGGCUGGAAGACGAGGAGAGGGCAAAGAAGAUGGAGCGGUACAUGUUCCAGUUUGGCGGCGGGAGUCACUUGUGCAUCGGCCGCAACCUGGCGCUCCUCGAGAUCAACAAGGUCGUGCCGAGGCUGCUGCGCGACUUCCGGAUCGAAUUGGCGCACCCGGGCCGGCCCCUCAAGGUCCACGCGUCCUUCUUCGUGGUCCAGUCCGGCCUGGAGGUAUACAUUAGCAGGAAAGCAUGA